Molecule: messenger RNA, 3284 nt
Organism: Arvicanthis niloticus (Nile rat)
Lineage: Eukaryota; Metazoa; Chordata; Mammalia; Rodentia; Muridae
Gene: Gpr149
Product: G protein-coupled receptor 149
Biological process (GO): neuropeptide signaling pathway
Cellular component (GO): plasma membrane; neuron projection
Molecular function (GO): neuropeptide binding; G protein-coupled receptor activity
Source: RefSeq, a predicted model, not a curated record
AUGUCUUUCUUUCCCAGCAACUUAACAAAUGAUUCUAACCUGCAGAAAGUAAGUGAUAAUUCUACAGACUUUAUGAAUUCGCCAGCAACUCUGACUCUUUCUCUCUUUUGCCUGAUCUGUAUAAUGACUUUCGCAGCUCUGGUGGGCAGCAUUUUCUCACUGGUUUCUCUGCUGACCAUGCAAUACAGAACUGUUUUGUCCAUGCUUGUGACAUCUUGGUCUGUGGAUGAUCUCUUGAGCGUCUUGUCAGUGGCCAUCUUCAUGGUUUUGCAGUGGCCAAAAGGGGCACCGGGCUAUUUCCAGUCUCUGUGCACCACCUCUGCCUUACUGUAUAUGUGUCAGGGCCUCUCCAGCAACUUGAAGGCGACUCUUAUAGUCUUUUACAACUUUUACACGAUGCGCAGGACGGUGGUGAGUCAGUCAAGCUCCUGGCUAUCAGGACAGGUACUUGGUGUGGCUUUAACCGUGUGGGCAGUCAGCCUGCUGCUGGCUUCGCUCCCGCUGUGCGGCUGGGGUGUCUUUGUGCGCACUCCUUGGGGCUGCCUGACAGACUGCUCCAGCUCCUAUGUGUUGCUUCUCUUCGCGGUGUACUCUUCGGCUUUCGGACUCCUGGCGGUUCUUUCUGUCCCUCUCACUCAUCAGCUUCUGUGCUCAGAGGAGCCGCCGAGACUCCAUGCCAACUACCAGGAGAUUUCUCGUGGCGCCUCUACUCCUGGGACCCCUGCUGCUGGGGGAAGAGUGCUCUGUCAAUCGCCAGAGGAUUUUGAGAUCUCUGCUCUGCGAUGCACUGGGGGAUGCUCCCCUAGCUCCAACACCGUGUUUAGCUCCAGUCAGCCUGCUGGAGCCGGCAAGCGAGAGAAUCCCGGUACUCCCCAUGGCACCAACAGCUUCCCAGUGAGCCUGGCACAGAAGCGCUUUUCUUUGAUCCUAGCGCUGACGAAAGUCAUCCUUUGGCUGCCCAUGAUGAUCCACAUGGUGGUAAAACACGUGGUGGGGUUUCAGAGCCUUCCGGUCGAUAUGCUCAGCUUUCUACUAACCCUGCUGGCCAGCAUUGUAACACCAGUGUUUGUCUUGUCCAAACGUUGGGCCCACUUGCCUUGUGGUUGCAUCAUCAACUGCCAGCCAGACACCUACUCCAUUGCCUACAAUGGGAAAAACUCAAAGAGGAAAGGCUUUGAAUUCAAUCUAUCGUUCCAACAAAGUUAUGGACUUUAUAAAAUAGCAAAUGCGAAUUUCUGUGAUGAUGAUGAUGAAAAUUCCAUAUCCUAUCACAACCCAAAGAAAUAUGAGUGUGAAGAUACAAAGGAGCCUCGGGGAGACAACCGCGGUGUCUUCAAUACCAUCACAGUACAAAUCAGCAGCACGCCACCGCUGGACAGCGCCACACUGCCGGGUGUCAACAAGUGCACAAAUACUGACAUCCUAGAGCCCCAAGAGGCCAUGGCGGAGCAAAGGAGUGCUUUUUCUGUUAAAACAGAAAGCGAUAUUAACUAUGGAGAAACCACCUUUUUUGAAGGUCCAGAGAGACGAUUAUCCCAUGAGGAGAAUCAGAAACCAGAUCUUUCAGACUGGGAGUGGUGCAGGAGUAAGUCUGAACGAACGCCUCGCCAGCGUUCCGGUGGUGGGCUGGCUAUUCCCAUAUGCGCGUUCCAGGGGACUGUGUCUCUCCAAGCACCUACCGGAAAAACCCUCUCUCUUUCUACUUAUGAGGUCAGUGCAGAAGGGCAAAAGAUAACCCCGGCCUCUAAGAAAAUAGAAGUCUAUCGAUCUAAAAGUGUUGGCCAUGAACCGAACUCAGAGGAAUCUCCCUCCACGUUUGCGGACACCAGCGUAAAAAUACACUUGGAAGUUCUUGAAAUUUGUGACAACGAUGAGGCUUUAGACACUGUGUCAAUCAUCAGCAACAUCAGCCAGUCCUCCACAAAAGUCCGAUCUCCUUCUCUGCGCUACUCACGGAAGGAAAACAGAUUCGUCUCAUGUGACUUAGGAGAAACUGCUUCGUACUCCCUCUUCUUACCCACAAGUGAUCCUGAUGGUGAUAUCAACAUCUCUAUCCCAGACACGGUGGAGGCGCACAGACAGAACAGCAGGCGACAGCAUCAAGAGAGGGAUGGCUACCAGGAAGAGAUCCAGUUGUUAAACAAAGCCUACAGAAAAAGGGAGGCAGAAAGCAAGGGUAAUUAGUGCUGAGUCUAACAGAGGCCAGAAGGGCUCUGCAGCCUUAGACUGCAAAACUUACCAUAGUCCCGAGACUAAUUUCCCACUUCCUUCUAAUCAUAUGCUCACAUAAGCUUUCCUGGUUUCCUAGCUAUUAUUUAUUGGAUGACCUGCUAUAGUGCAUACGUAAAGUGCAUUUCACAUGCUACUGAAAGAUCAUACACUGUGGUAAUUGAACAAUUUUGUGUCUGAUUUCUAAAAUAUUUCUAAACCAAAUCUUGACCUAGUUUGAUAAUAUUUUGCCUGUUUGUCUAAUGAAUACACUCUCCUCAUGCAUGAGUUUUUGUACACAUGCUGCUUUUUACUACAAAAGAGAAAAGCGAUGUUCUGGCAAUAGAAAAAAAAAAAAAUACACCAAAACGUUGAGUCGUAUUUGAAUACAAGAUUUGUAUCUAGCCAAAGGAGCGUAAUCUAGUUUCUGUUUUGGCCUUUUGGUGGUCAAGGAAGUAUAUUCUUUUGUAAAAAGGCAAAUUAGCUUCUAAGUAAAACUUUGGAAAUAUGUAUAUUCCUAGUUUCUGAUUAUUUCAUUUGUUGUUAUAAAAUACAAGUAGUUUAGUAAGUGGUUCUGCUUGUCUUUCUUUGAAUGAAUAUUUGGAGAAAUCCUGUCACAUUAAGUUCUGAGAGGCACACUACACUAGGGCAACAAGUUUCUGGCUAAAGCAGAGGAAAACCCCCAAGUCCAACUAAAGUCCCUGUACUGAGGACUGGGAAGACUCGCUUUGCUGUUCUUGAUGCAUAGAAAAUUUUACUUCAAAUAUUAUUCUAGAUUAAAUACUUUAAGUUUUUUCUUAAAAAAUAUAUUAUAUCAAACAAUGGAACAACUCGAUAUGUAUAUCACUAAAUGAUGGCAAGGAAUUUGAUUUCUCUAAAUACUCUAUCAGCAUACUACUAAUGUAUAUUUCAAAAAUUCUGAUCCUUUGAAAUCACUUUAUUCUAAUAUUUCCAUAAACACAUUAAAUAUGUUGCCUAUGUAUUUAUUUACAAAAGUCAUUGUUUUUGUGUUCUUAGAUUGUGUAUACCUGCAGUUCAGGUACAUAUGACGUUUACAGAUUAAAUGAAUCAUAUUU